GGUUCCGCGUUUUACAAAAUGCCAGCUCAUCUUCUGUAUCCCCUGUGGUCAACUGCCAGGCGAUAUUCGGUCACCAGUUUUGUAGAUUGGCGUGACAAUCGCUUUCUUCCAAGCAGAGUGAAGGCGGCCUUCGUCAAGCGACUGACGAAACACCAUUCAGUUCAGUUUGCUUGGGCUAACUGUGCGCAACUGGAGUGGCGAAAGACCAGAGGUAGACAACCUACGCCAAUCUACCGAACUGGUAGGCGAAUAUCGCCUGGCAGCUACAGGCUCAUUAGUUUCAUUGGUGUCCCGUGCGAGGUGAUGGAAUGCAUUCUGAAGCAAGCCAUCCUAGAUCACCUUCCAACAGCUUGAAAACCCCAGACAAUGUACAUCAAGUCGUUAAUUAUUGACGGGUUUAAAUCAUACUGCCAACGAACAGAGAUCAACGGUUUUGAUCCACAGUUCAACGCAAUCACUGGCUUGAAUGGUUCGGGGAAGUCUAACAUCCUAGAUGCCGUGUGCUUUUUGUUGGGUAUUACCAACUUGUCGCAGGUGCGAGCCGCCAAUUUACAAGAGCUCGUGUACAAAUGUGGUCAGGCUGGUAUCACAAAGGCCACUGUCAGUGCUGUGUUCGACAAUCUGGAUAAAUCUCAGUCUCCUUAUGGCUAUGAACAAUUCGAUGAACUGACAAUCACACGACAAGUAGUUUUCAGAGUGCACGACCUAUUCCACUCUGUUCAACUCAAUGUGAACAAUCCACAUUUUCUAAUUAUGCAAGGACGCAUCACAAAAAUACUUAACAUGAAGCCACCAGAGAUCCUGUCACUCCUAGAAGAAGCUGCUAGCACCAAAUUGUAUGAGCACAAAAAGGAGAUGGCCCUCAAAACAAUCGAGAAGAAAGAUGGCAAGUUACGAGAGAUCGACCGAGUUUUGCGUGAAGAUAUUAACCCGACAAUCACAAAACUACGUGAAGAACGUAGCAGUUAUCUGGAAUAUCAAAAUAUUGUUCGGGAAAUGACGCAUUUAGAAAAGUUCAUCAUUGCCUACGACUUCUAUUGUCUUGAAGCGGCAAAACAUAGAAGCAAAGAAGACCUGGUUGCUCUGGAGCGGUCACUAAGCGAGCUCAAAGAGAAAGUGAAACAGUUUGUAGAAGGUAAAACGAGCGUCGAGCGGCGUAUAGUGGAACUGAGCGCACAACGUGAUGAGGGUUCUGCCCUGGAGGAACUCGAAUCUGUCAUGUCUACCUGUCAGAAAACAGAAGCAGUUGCGAAAGGUGCUGCUAAUCGGGCCAGUGAAGCUCUUCGUGCUGCUAACCAGCGAAUAAAGAACUUGGAAUCCCAGUGCACCGAAACAGAGACACAAUUGAAUGCUAAGCAUGAAGCGGCCGAAGCAGCAGCUGGAAAGGAGUUCAAGGCUAUCCAGGCAGAGGCUGAAGACGCUAAAGCCAAGCUAGAAGCUGCGCAACGUCGUUUGCAGGCCGCCAAUUCCGGACUAUCGAGCGGUGAAGAUGGCGUGGCAGCGAGCUUGGCCGAGCAGGCUCGGAUGGCUGAUGGAGAGAAAUGUGCGGCACAGACCGAGCUUCGUCAGCUUGAAAUGCGCCAAAAACAUCUACGAGCCGAACUAACCAAACAGGAAGCUGCCGUAGUUAAGGUAUUCGGGAGGCUUAGCAUGAGUGCCUCCAAAUCUAAGGAGGAAAUUGAGCAACAGCGACUGACAGAAGAAAUCGAAAAGCUGACGCAACGCCUGACACGGGCUGAGGCGGAUGAUCGAGCUCUGGGUAGUGAAGCAGCCCUGGCUGAACGGCAGUUCGCCUUGGCGAAGGAGGCCCGAGAGGCUCGACACCAGGCAAACGCAGCGUCAGCUAAUUUCCCCCAAUUGGCAUUUGAGUUUACCCAACCUGAACCCAACUUUGAUCGCUCUCAUGUUUAUGGGCCCGUCGCCAAACUGAUUAAUGUAACGGACCUGAAGUAUGCAACUGCUUUAGAAGUUGCCGCCGGCGCAAGGUUGUACAACAUCGUUGUGGACUCCGAUCGUACAAGUAAGCUACUCCUUGAACGUGGGCAACUUCGUCGUCGUGUUACCAUACUCCCGUUGAACCAAAUUCGUGGUUCCUCGAUUCCUCCGGCAGUUGUUAGGCAAGCUGAAUCUCUGGUUGGGGCUCAAAAUGUUGCGACUGCUCUCUCCUUGAUCGAGUACCCUUCGCAUCUCCAACCCGCCAUGGAGUAUGUUUUUGGCAACAUCCUCGUUUGCCCUGACCUAAAUACGGCGAGGCGCGUGGCUUUCCACCCGGGCAUCGAACGCCGAACCGUCACUUGGGAAGGCGAUGUGUUUGAUCCUCAGGGAACUCUUUCUGGUGGCAGCCGUGCACCAGCAUCAGAGAGCCUGUUAUCCCGGUUGUUCAGCUGUAAUCAACUAGAAUCGAUAGCUCAAAAGGCAGAAGAUGAAUUGAAGCGCGGUGACUUCAAUCUACAGGCAGCCCGAAAAAGAUCUCAAGAGAUCGCGCAGUUGCGGGAGGCCUUGGACGCCGCUCGCCAUCAGUUGGGCAUUCUGGAGACGGAACUACGUCAAACUGAUAAGCACCGACUAAAGGCGGAUGUGAUUGCAACUAGAGAGGAACUGGAUCCCCGCCUGUUCGGCCAUCAAAUCUACGUCUGCUGGAGUGAGCUGGAAUCAGUUAAUUUGGUUCGUUUCAUUAUCCCCAGCAGAUUACUUGACGGCAUCUCCGACUUACAGAUCGGGAACUCACAACUUGGUGUUGCACAAUCAUUGCCAUCUUCAUAUACACCUUACGGCUCCAUCCGUAUGUUAUUUCGCACAGUACGCACUCUGUAUUUGCAUCACAUUGUGUUGAAGCACAUCCUUAACUCACAUCUCACCGUCUAUUUGUUUUUGAUGUCCCGCUAUUUAGAGCGAGUUGCUUCGGCAUUGGAGCAAGCAAAAGAUCGCUUAGCAAAAGCAUGUACUAAAGCUGAACAGGCCCAUACGAAGGCUGUUAAUGCGGCUGCUGAGAGGGAGAAAGAAAAACAUGAAGCGGAAGCUGCCCUGACCGAAGCGAAAACCCGUGUUGAGGCAACAGCGAACGCAUUGAGAGAUAAGACAGCCGUGAAAGAGACUUUACGUCUGGAAGCGGAAGAACUGACAAAAGAAUUGAACGUGUUGAAACUGACCUUACAAGAGGCGGAAGCCAGUCUGAAGGCAGCGGAGGAUGAAGUCGCAAAGUGCACUGAAGAAUUAAAGAAGGCUACGAGAGAAUUGCAAGAGGCUCGAGCCGCGGUCACAAAGCAGCGCAAUCUGAUUGACGAGACAGUACGUGCCUUGGCAGCUGCCGAAAAGCGUGUCAACCAACUCGUACAAAAUAUCAAUCAAACUAAUGUCCAAAUCGAGAAGCUCAUGCAUCAGCUGGAGUUACAGACAAAAGAAAGUGAAGAAGCCGGUUGUAAGAUCGAACGCCUGUUAACGGCACAUCCUUGGAUCACUGAGGAGCGUCAACAUUUUGGUGUCGAAAAUGGCGCAUACUGUUUUACCACCCGAGAUCCCAACGAGGCGCGUCGGCGGAUACAAACACUGAAGGAACGCCGAGAACGUCUUAGUCGCACAGUGAAUAUGCGGGCCAUGAACAUGCUUGGGAGUGCCGAAGAACAGUAUGCCGAACUGAUAAGACGACAGGAGAUCGUUUUGGCUGAUAAGCGCAAAAUUCAAGCUGUCAUUGAUGAUUUGGACAAACGGAAAAAGGAGGUUCUAAUGAGUGCCUACAACAAGGUUAAUGAGGAAUUUUGUAAUAUCUUCGGCACACUUCUUCCGGGGAGCAAAGCUCGACUCCUUCCCCCUGAGAACAUGACGGUUUUGGAUGGUCUAGAGAUCAAGGUGGCCUUUGGUGAUGUAUGGAAAGAUUCCCUCAGUGAACUGAGUGGGGGUCAGCGAUCCCUUGCUGCACUCUCUCUCAUUCUUGCCCUGUUGCUGUUUAAACCCGCACCACUGUAUAUUUUGGACGAGGUGGACGCAGCCCUGGACUUAUCGCAUACUCAAAACAUUGGACAGUUGAUUAAGAAUCACUUUCAGCAUUCUCAAUUCCUGAUUGUUUCCCUAAAGGAUGGAAUGUUCAAUAAUGCCAAUGUCCUGUUUAAAACAAAAUUCCAAGAUGGUGUAUCUACUGUUACCCGGCAUGUACCGUUUCGCGGCGCGAAGAACGCAAAUGAUGAGAACGUGCCAUCCAACAUAGAAAAGCAGCGCAGGAGGGUGCGCUAAUGUACCUAACAGUUGUUCUAUUAUUUUGUUUCACCGAGUUAAACCUGUACAACUGAAUUUAUACGUUUCAUUGUCCGUACACACCCUGUACAUUACCAUUAUAUGCAUAUUUAUUGUAAGUUUUUUCUUAUUUAGAGUGGAGUUUCAACCCCAAUUACCUUACUUAACGAUUGUUUCAUUGAUGGUACUUGGUCGCCCUUCGUCCUUAGAUGCCGACUGACUUCUAGUGUGGUUGUCUGCGUCAAGACAUAUUACCUGAAAGGAUAUUGCUAAUAAUUCAUGUUCC
This is a messenger RNA of Opisthorchis viverrini, 4513 nucleotides long. RefSeq lists its product as hypothetical. Gene Ontology annotation, cellular component: chromosome. Gene Ontology annotation, molecular function: ATP hydrolysis activity; ATP binding; protein binding. The record is from RefSeq and is a predicted model, not a curated record. The transcript is spliced from 20 exons. The coding region runs from base 367 to 4227 and encodes 1286 amino acids. Gene Ontology annotation, biological process: chromosome organization. NCBI's taxonomy places the organism in Eukaryota, Metazoa, Platyhelminthes, Trematoda, Opisthorchiida, Opisthorchiidae.